CGGUGCGCGGGCAGUGCGCGGCAGCGGGGAUGGGCGGCGCGGUGCCGGUGCCGGUGCCGGUACCAGUGCCGGCGUUGCUGCUGGCGGUGCUGGCGGCGGGGCGGUGCGCGGCGCAGUACGAGCAGUACAGCGUGCGCGGGUUCCCCGCGGCCGCGCUGGAGCCGCUGCAGAGCGCCUACGAGCGGGCGCUGGAGCAGUACGCGGACGCGCAAUGGGCGGAGAGCGCUCAGGGGCUGGAGGCCAGCCUGCGGCUGCACAGGCUGCUGCGGGACAGCGAGGCGCAUUGCCACCGCCGCUGCGCCGGGGAGCAGCCCCCCGCGGGGGAGGGUCCCGCCGAGCAGCCCCGCGGGGAGCGGGACCCCGCGUGGGAGUGGGAGCGGGAGAUGCGGCUCUUCGGGCGGCUGCUGCUCCGCGCCGGCUGCCUGCGCGCCUGCAAGCGGGAGCUGCCCGUGUUCCAGCUGCGCUACCCGCCGGCGCAGACACUGCGCGACUUCCAGCGCCGCCAGCCCUACCAGUACCUGCACUACGCGCUCUUCAAGUCAAAUAAGAUCGAGAAAGCCGUGUCUGCUGCCCACACCUUCCUGCAGAAAAACCCCAAGCAUGAGAUGACCUUGAGGUACCUGAACUACUACAGGACGAUGCUGGAUGUGGAUGAAUACCUGGUCGACCUGGAAGCUCAGCCCUUUGAGGUAAGGAGAGGAUGGGGCUGGGGCAGGAGAGGGGUUCCCCAGGGCUUGAAGCCCACCUGGGCUCCCAAAGCCCGAGGGCAGCAGCUGUCCCUCACUAAGCAGCGGUCCUCGCAGCCGAUAUUCGUGCGGUCAGUGAAGCUGUACAACAGCGGCGAUUUCCGGAGCAGCGCAGCCGACAUGGAGCAGGCGCUGGCCGAGUACUACAAGGCCUACGAGGAUUGUCUGGCCGGCUGCGAGGGCGCCUACGAGCUCCAGGAGUUCAAGGACUUCUACCCUGCCAUCGCAGACCACUUUGUGAGCGUGCUGCAAUGCAAGGUGGACUGCGAGACCGAGCUCACCCCCAACGUGGGCGGCUACUUCAUGGAGAAAUUCGUGGCCACCAUGUACCACUACCUGCAGUUCGCUUACUACAAGCUGAACGACGUGCAGGACGCGGUGCGCAGCGUCUCCAGCUACAUGCUCUUCGACCCGGGCGACACCGUGAUGCAGCAGAACCUGGUCUAUUACCGCUUCCACCGCGAGCGCUGGCGCCUGCGCGAGGAGGACUUCGAGCCACGGCCGGAAGCCGUGAGGUACCACAACCAGACGGCCGCUCAGAAGAAGAUGCUGGAGUUCGCCCGGCAGUACCUGCAGGAUGAUGAUGACGAGAUGGAGGUGGAUGGUGGUGAGGGGCUGCAGGAGCAGGACCUGCCCUCCGAUGGCGAGUUCGAGGGUGAAGGUGACUACGAGGAAGGCUUCUUCUCAGAGUGGUGGCAGGAACCCAAGACCAAAGGAGACAAAGACGACCAAGAGAUCCUAUGAUGAGCCACGUGAAGGGGGAGCCAGCACCAGCUGAGCUGGAUGGUGGUGGCUCUGUGAUGCCAUCUUGGGGACAUCGGGCUUCGGGCUCCUCCCAGCCACCGGUAGAAACUCAGACUCACGGGGAGGGGCCAAUCCUGCCUGGCAUCCUGCAGCAGGGCUGCCUUUGCCACCUGGAUGUCUGCUGGCACAGCCCAAUUCCCAUCAGUGGAACACCAGCAGCCCUGAACAUUCCUGCUUGCCCAGGAGCCCGGGCCACCCCUGUCCCCAGUGCCCCCAGCAGUGAUGCCCCACAGCACCGGGGUUUUCUGUGUCCCUCAGCUGCUCCCCAGGAUCUGUGGAUGAUGCACCAGGAUCGACCUCUGUCUUGUCUUGAGGGGCUUAGGGCAAAGUAGGGAGCAAUGCCCAAGGCUGCUGGAGCUGGUCCUGCCCCUUCCUGAGGCUCCCUGAGGCUCCUGCUCCUGUUCUGCCAGCUCCCAUAGCCCAGUUCCCCUUGGACUCCCCAGCCUGGUGCUACAGGGGCUCCUGGUGUGCCAUGUCCCCAUGUCACCACGGGGCUGCAGCCUGGUGAGGCUGUGGCACCUGUGCUCUGCCCGUGCCUUGAAAUUUUGCCACACCAGCCCUCUCUAGCCUUAAGCUCCAUUAAUUUAAGAUUUCCCUUCUUGCACAGUUGCUCUUUUUAUGUAUUUACUGGUGCUGAACUUUUAAUAAAAUCCAGACUGGUCUUUUCA
Messenger RNA from Pyrgilauda ruficollis (rufous-necked snowfinch), 2218 nucleotides. It is a transcript of the gene P3H4, whose product is annotated as prolyl 3-hydroxylase family member 4 (inactive). The record is from RefSeq and is a predicted model, not a curated record. The transcript has 7 exons. Gene Ontology annotation, biological process: collagen fibril organization; peptidyl-lysine hydroxylation. Gene Ontology annotation, molecular function: collagen binding; protein binding. Lineage: Eukaryota; Metazoa; Chordata; Aves; Passeriformes; Passeridae. Bases 30 to 1490 code for a protein of 486 amino acids. Gene Ontology annotation, cellular component: endoplasmic reticulum.